AUGGCUUCCCGACCCUACGGUCCCGACCAGCCGUACCAGUCAUCAUGGACCUGGCCGACCAACACGCCCUCUGAAUAUUCGUCCGGCAACGUGGUAUCUAACGCGAACAUCGCCUCCCCCGCAUCUUCAUCCAGCCAGACGCCUACCCACGGUUACUCUACUGCCCUGCCGUCGUCGACCCAGCAUUCCGGCACAUCCGCUUACCCCGCGUCUCAGCCACAGGACCAGCAACAGCAGCAGCAGCAGCAGCAGCAACAGCAGCAGCAGCAGCGCCGCCGUCAUUACGGCCCGCGAACCUGCCGCAUCUGUCUCGAGACCGUCUACCCAACGACCGAACUCGACGACUCCUUCGCGAGCAAAGUCUUCCAAACCAAGGCGCGCGUGCGCUAUGUCUCUGAGGACCCGUCGCUCGGCCGGCUGAUCAGCCCGUGCCUGUGCAAGGGCUCGCAAAAGUACGUGCAUGAGGGGUGCUUGCAACAAUGGCGCAAGACGUCCCCGCUGUCGGAGCGCAACUACUGGCGCUGCCCGACCUGCCAGUUCGAGUACCGCCUCGAGCGCCUUACUUGGGGCCGCUGGCUGUCGAACAAGUGGACGCGCAUGGCCUUAACUGCGGGAAUUAUGCUGUUUGCUAUGUUUGUGCUGGGCUUCAUGGCCGAUCCGAUCAUCAACUUUGGGCUCGACCCUAUCGGCUGCAUUAUCCGCUUCUUCUUCGGCAUCAUGGCUAGCAUCAUUCGGCUGUUUACCUUCGGAUACUGGCCUGCGCGGAGCGUGGAACCGGAGCCUGAACCGGAGCCGGCGACCUGGGGCUGGCACUUCAUCAAGGGCUUCCUCUCACUCGGCCUGCUUGGCUUCCUGACCUCCGUGCUGCCCACGUCAGCCGGCUUCCACUUGAUCGAUAUCCGUAUUCCGGGUGGCGCGCGGCGCCGUGGUCGUGACCGUCUGGACUACGUCAACUGGUUCCUGGUCUUCCUUGGCAUUGCGUCUUUCCUGACGGGCACUUGGAAGCUCGUUAACUUCGUCAGCUCGAUGGUCCUGGAGAACGCCAGCAUCAAGGUCGUUGAUAUCCAGGGCUCGGAUGAGCCUGAUGAGGAUGACGUCACGGCACCAACUACUCCGACCUCGCCUACGGCAACGUCGAGAAGCAGCUUUGUCUAUUCUGAGUCUAAAAAAGACCAGUGA
Molecule: messenger RNA, 1179 nt
Organism: Thermochaetoides thermophila DSM 1495
Lineage: Eukaryota; Fungi; Ascomycota; Sordariomycetes; Sordariales; Chaetomiaceae
Exons: 2
Coding region: 1-1179 (392 amino acids)
Molecular function (GO): zinc ion binding
Source: RefSeq, a predicted model, not a curated record